Molecule: messenger RNA, 576 nt
Organism: Cantharellus anzutake
Lineage: Eukaryota; Fungi; Basidiomycota; Agaricomycetes; Cantharellales; Hydnaceae
Exons: 2
Coding region: 1-576 (191 amino acids)
Biological process (GO): translation
Cellular component (GO): ribosome
Molecular function (GO): structural constituent of ribosome
Source: RefSeq, a predicted model, not a curated record
AUGCAACGCCUGCGACCUUCAAUAGCGGUUUCAAUCAUUCGUCGUUAUGUCUCAGACACAAGACAUACCGGAAACCCGACGUCCUCACGACCAUUGGUGCUGGACCAUAUCUUUGACAACAUUGUGAAGCCACACCCAGCUUCUCCCGCGAAAAGCCGUCAACAACCUGAGCAAACGAAUUCUCCUCACCCUGCAAUCUGGCAAACAUGGGGAAGACUCAAUAAUGCAUUAUAUGCAUCGGAGCAGAAAGUGUCGAAACCGGAGGACUUGUGGCGGGCAUACUCCGGACGACGCAUGGCUGAGAUCCAAAAGUUGCAGCAGGAGCGAGCACACGCUGGAAUGUACUGGGGUCGCUCAUUUCCUGUCACCAAUGGAAAUUUUAUAGCAGCUUACUCCCGCGUGAUGACUACGCUCCGGGAUAAUAGGGUUCGCCAGGAACAACGACUGGCGGAACGUUUUGAAAAACCCACCGAUAAGAGACGAAGACUGAAGAGUGAGCGUCACAGAAGAAGAUUCGCGGAGAUGAUAAGUCAGAAAGUCAAAAUCGUCCGCGCGAUACGCGAACGUGGCGGAUGA